AUGCCCAAAGGCAACAAGGAAACGUUGUAUGCCAUGAUAAGUGUGAUUUUUAUUGUGGGAGCCGCUAUUGGAGCAUUCAGUUGCGGUAUUCUAGCUGACAAACUCGGAAGGAAAAAGAGUCUGCUCUUGAACACCUCUUUUGGGCUCCUCGGCGCAGUCAUUUCAGGCCUUUGUGUUGCUAUGGAUAAUGCAAUAGUGCUCUUUGUUGGGCGCUUCAUUUCUGGCCUCAAUGCUGGCAUUACAAUCGGCGUGGCAUCGAUGUACCUCACGGAGAUGGCGCCCACCAACCUCCGUGGCUUGAUCGGUGCUUGUCACCAGCUAGCAGUUACAAUGGGAAUUUUCAUCUCCUACGUCAUGACUUUGGAAAAUCUGCUAAAUACCAAGGGCCGCUGGGCUUACGCAAUCGGAAUAGGCGCAAUUCCGUGUGUGUUAGGUCUUAUUCUUCUUCCACUUUGUCCUGAAAGUGCCCGCUACAUGUUUUUGAUCAAAAAGAACCCAGACAGCGCAAAGGAAAUCUAUCUAAAAGUUUCUGGAAAGGAAAGUGCAGACGACUUCGUUAAAGAAAUGAAUGACGAAGUCGCAGCUGCAAACGCUCAACCGGCCUUCAAAAUUUCGUACCUCUUCACGAAACGUGAGUAUAGGAAACCGACAGCCAUCGCCAUUCUUGUUCAAGUACUCCAACAGCUCUCCGGAAUUAAUGCGGUAAUUGCCAAUUCAUCGACAAUGCUGGCGUCAGCCAAAGCGAGAGAAGAUCAAAUGCAAUACUUCGUUGUGGGUCUGGGAGCACUUAAUGUGGUCUGCACUAUUGUCGCGCUGCCGCUGCUCGAAAGAGCCGGUCGGCGAACUCUUCUACUCUGGCCUACGCUUCUACUAGCCGGCUGCCUGCUCACCCAAACUAUUGUCGUUACCAUUGUGCGCAGCAAACCGCCGGAAUCACAAGCGCCGUUUGCUAUCGUAGCUGUCACCAUGGUCUACGUUUACCUCGCCUGUUUCGCCAUCGGUCUUGGUCCCAUCCCCGCCAUGAUUGUUGCCGAAAUCUUCCGCCAGGGUCCGCGAACUGCAGCCUACUCCGUUAGCCAGGGUGUACAGUGGCUCUGCAACCUUGCGGUCCUUGCUACUUUUCCGCCCCUCAACAAAGCUAUGGCUGGCUUCGUGUACCUCCCCUUCCUUGUGGUGGUCGUACUUUGUUGGACCUUCUUCUUCUUUGUGAUGCCAGAAACAAGGAACAAAUCAUUUGACGAAAUUGCCAAAAUACUUUCCGGCGACAACAAUAGCGCUAGGGCAGACUUUAAUGCCCAUUCUAGUGAGGUUAUCAAAUUAGCCAACUAG
Molecule: messenger RNA, 1329 nt
Organism: Mesocestoides corti
Lineage: Eukaryota; Metazoa; Platyhelminthes; Cestoda; Cyclophyllidea; Mesocestoididae
Source: the annotation of a GenBank genome assembly